AUGAGUUCAAAAACAAACCACGACCCAAAAGCCUCAGCUGAUUUUUACUGUUAUUUUCUGGUCUUAACAGUGGCUAUCACCAAAAAGUCCAGAGUUCCCGGAGUUACAAUCACUCAGUAUGUUGAGCAGCUGCCUUUAGGAAAGUCAACACCUGACUUCGCACGGAAGCCAAUGGCAACAACGGCUCAAGAGGGUAAGAAAGGAAUGUUCAAAGCUAUGGUUAGUGGAGAACCGACACCAACUGUAACAUGGGGGCGUAACAAAGGUGACGUUGAUGACCCAAAGAAGUACAUCACCAGAUGUGAUGCAAGAGCCAAAGAGCACAUUUUAGAGAUACUCAAUGUAAAACAAGAGGAUGCUGACACCUACAAAUGCUUUGCCACCAACGAGUACGGACAGGCUGUCGCCACUGCAACGCUCUCUGUUACAGAAGCUGGCAUCAAAAAGAAAGCCCAUGAAGCCAAUGGACAAGCACAAGAUUUCAGAAAAAUGCUAAAGAAGACUGUUGUUGUCACCAGAAAAAAACAACUCCCACCACAAAAAGACGGAGAAAUUGACCCUAAACUCUGGGAGCUGCUUAUCUCUGCCCCAAAGAAGGACUACGAAAAAAUCUGUUUUGAAUUUGGUAUUACCGACUUUCGCUGGAUGCUGAAGAGACUCAACCAGAUGAAGAAGGAAAGGGAGGAUGAGCAGGCAAAGGUUGUAGAGCAACUGGAAAAUGUGAAACAAAUAGAAGUGAAACCCAGUGGAAGAGCUGAAUUUGGCUUCGACAUGAAACUACAUGAUCCCAACAGUGCCAUUAACUUAUUCAAGGACGGGACAAUGGUUCCAUAUGAUGAGGAUGAAAAUUCAAAGCACAGCCUAAAGAAAUCAGGGACAAAUUAUCUUUUCAGCAUCAAAGAUCCUCAGCCAGAAGACGCUGGAUUUUACCAGGUUGAUGUUGAAGAGGCAAAUGUCCUUACAACUGACUUUAGAGUGCCUGCUGUGGAGUUCAUAGCCAAGAUCAAGGAUGUGAAGGCCUUUGAAAGUGAGGACGCCGUCUUUCAGUGUGUCUUGUCAACACCCCUCAACAGAAUAACGUGGUCCACACAGGACUCGUCACUUGAACAUGGGGACAAAUAUGAGAUCACUGUCUCAGAGGACAAACUAAUUCACACACUGAGAGUUAAAGACUGUAAAAUGGCAGAUAACGGAGCAUAUUAUGCCAUCGCUGGGAUAACAUCCAGCAGUGCCUCUCUCAAAGUGGAAGACCUGACUAAAUUGGCUCUGGCACAACAGGCCAAGCUACAGAAAGAGAAGGAAGACUUGGAGGCAGCCAGACGAGCUCAGGCUGAAAAGGACGCUGCACUGGGGGAUGGAGGGGAUGGGGGAGAUGGGGGAGAUGGGGGAGAUGGAAAGGAUGGUUCUGGUGAUGGUUCUGGUAGCAAGACUGAUGGAGACGAGGGUGAUGGAGACGGCAAGAAUAAGAACCUCCUGACAGAUGGAGAUAAUGAAAAUAAAGAUGGUGAUGCGGAUGAUAAGAAAAAGAAGCGUGCACGAAGUGGUCCUUUGGUUCCAGACUCGGUUAUAGAUCGUGGUGUUCAGUUUGUCAGUGGGCUGUCAGAUACUGUUGCUAAUGUUGGUGAACGGGCUGAGCUGUCUUGCAAACUAAGCAAUGAGACCUCUGAGGGACGCUGGUAUAAAAAUGGGAAGCUGCUUACCAAUGGGGACGGGGUAACAAUUAUCAAAGAUGGAGCCUGUCACAGGUUGAUAAUUGACUGCUGUUCAAAAGAUGAUGCAGCUGAGUACCGCUUUGAAGCUGAAGGCCGUAAAUCAGAGGCAACACUUAAUAUUCAAGACCCACCAAAAAUUGACUCUGAUGCACUUGGAAAAUUCACUCAGCCAGUCAUUAUAAAGGCAGGUGAAAAUGCAGAAUGGAAGCUGCCCUUCUCAGGUGGGGAACCGAUGAAUAUACAGUGGUACAAGGACGACGACGAGCUUUUGCCCGCUCUCAAUGUGAAGAUUGACACAUCAGCUACAGAGAGCAAACUACGCCUCAUGAAGUGUCAAAGGAAAGAUAGCGGAGAGGUCAAAAUCAAAAUCAAAAACGAAUUUGGUACAAUGGAGGCAAUUUCCAAACUGAUUGUGUUGGACAAACCCACACCACCACAAGGACCUGUGGACAUUAUGGAAAGUGCUGUGACAUCUGUCGAGUUCAAAUGGAAGCCACCAAAAGACAGUGGCGGAUGCCCAAUCACACACUAUAUUAUAGACCGCCAACAAGUGGGGCGCAAUAAAUGGUUGAAUCUGGGUGAGAUCCCUGGCAGCAACCCAAGUUACAAAGAUUCAGAUGUGGACCCUGGAAGGAGAUACUGCUACCGGAUCAGAGCCAAGAACGCAGAAGGCAUCAGUGAUUACCUGCAGACAGAGGACAUACCAGCUGGUGUAUUACGUUAUCCAGGAUCCCCAACAGCACCUAAAGUUGUCAGUGCCUUUAAAGACUGCAUCAAUCUGACCUGGUGUCCUCCAUGUGACACUGGAGGAACCAAAAUAGUGGGAUACAAUUUGGAAAAGAACAAGAAAGGCACUAAUUACUGGAGCCUUGUGAACCACGGAGGGCCCAUUACAGACACAAAGUAUGCAGUGAAAGAUGUUUUUGAAGGGGCAGCAUAUGAAUUUAGGGUGUCGGCUAUCAACCUCUCUGGUGCUGGAGAUCCUAGUAUUCCAUGUGAAACAGUAGUCGCGAGAGAUCCAAUGAAACCCCCAGGCAAAGUCACAGACCUGAAGUUAACAUCCUCCAAUUACACCACAUUUUCACUGGCUUGGACUAAACCUAAAGAAAUGAAAGGGGUAGAGGAUGAAGCCCAAGGCUACUACGUUGAGAUCAGACCAAUAGAGAACCUUGAAUGGACCCGCUGUAAUGCCAUGCCAAUUACUCUAACUUCCUACACCGUGCUUGGCUUGAAGGCAAUGGCCACCUACUGGGUGAGAGUAAUUGCCACCAAUUACGGAGGUGAUGGAGAACCUCAAGGUUUUGACAAUUACAUCAUUGCCAUGCCUCCUCCUGUGAGGCCGAAGUUUAAAGAUCGCAACAUGAAGUCCUUCGUGGUGGUACGAUCUGGAAACACAGUCCGCCUGAACAUCAACUUUGAGGCCUCCCCCAUGCCAGAAAUUGUGUGGCUAAAAGAUGCUGUUCCUUUACCCAAACAUGUAACCAUUACCAACUCUGAUAAAGGCUCUCAGCUGCUGAUCCCCACAUCUGAGCGGUCUGACAGUGGCAUCUACACCAUUACUGUCAAGAACAUUGUCGGCCAGGAGAGCUUCAAUGUUGAAAUCAGAGUUACAGAUGAUCCCAGGCCUCCAGGUCCAGUGGAGCUGGAUCAGAACAUCCCAGGAACAGUUACUCUGUCCUGGACUCCCUCCCCAGAUGAGAAGAGGGACGACAGACUGCACUACAUGGUAUCCAAGCGGGACUCCUUCAAACGCAAUUGGAGGACAGUUGCAGACAAUCUCUUCAACAAUAAGUUCACAGUUGUCAAUAUUUUGCCCGGACGGGAGUAUAACUUCAGGGUCUUUGCUAAAAAUGACAUGGGUCUUUCACCACCCUCUGAAUCCCCUAUGUUUGGAACCCCAAAGGAAAAAGGAAAGUUCAAAGUAAACAUGCCAGAGGCAAAAUCCUUUAACUUCCAGUCACCUCCAUCGUUUAUCGUUCCCCUUAAGAUGCGCACAGCUCCACAGGGUUAUGAGUGCAACAUGAGCUGCGCAAUUAAGGGUGAUCCAGCUCCACGUGUGACAUGGUACUGCAACAAUAUCAAUCUGAACACAAACACCAACUACCACAUCACCAACGUAUGUGGAGUCUGCUCCUUGCUUAUACUGAGAGUGGGACCCAGAGACAACGGGGAAUACAAGGUCGUCAUUGACAACAAACUGGGGACAGCCGAGUCCUCAAUGACCCUCAACGUCAGAGAGUGAAGAGGAGCUGCAGCUGCUGGACAGAAGCUGAACCAAACCAACAGAGGUCUUACUGUGUUUUAAAUCAAUUGCACCUAAUUUAGAAGUUAAUCUAUUUCCCAAUAGCGUGAUGCAGCACUAUUUAAAGACUUAACUUAAGAAUGCUACAGAAAAUAUGCACAGAAAUGUUGUAUGCUGCUCUAUUAAACUUU
Epinephelus lanceolatus (giant grouper) is the source of this 4145-nucleotide messenger RNA. NCBI's taxonomy places the organism in Eukaryota, Metazoa, Chordata, Actinopteri, Perciformes, Serranidae. The record is from RefSeq and is a predicted model, not a curated record.